CAUUAAACCCUCAUAUUCAAUCCGCUACUGUUCCUCCCACCUUUUAUCCUCUCUCUCUCUCCUCUCUCUCACUCCAAUGGCCACCACUGUGUUAAAAACGCCACCUACCUUCACUACACCGGCGGCGUAUCUCUGCAGCACCGCCGGAGGCGGUGCUUCCUCCUUCAAAUCGCUCAAUUUCCCGCGCGUUUCCUUCAUAUCCAAUGGAUUUCCAGUGAUAAGGUGUCGGAUUUACAAGCAGAGUAGUGUUGUGUUGCCUAGCCGCUCAGCGAAGAAAUUGUUGACCUUUGCUGCUAAUGGAGAAACCGCGGAGGCCGAAACGGAGAUCCAGGAGAAGGACCCGGUCGAAGGAUCCGUAUCCGAACCCGAAAUUGAGGAGAACACAGAUGGUGCCAUUGAUAUUGAUGAUUCGAGUGAGAGUGAUGACACAGUUAUCGAAGAGUCUAGUUCUGUUGUCAUAGCUUCUCUAAAUUUGUACAAAGAGGCUUUAGCAAACAACGAUGAUUCAAAAGUGGCUGAAGUGGAAUCGUUUCUUAAAUCGAUCGAGGAUGAGAAACUUGAUCUCGAGAGUAAGGUGGCCGCUUUAUCCGAAGAACUAUCCGAUGAGAAAGUCAGAGUUCUUAGAAUCAGUGCUGACUUCGACAAUUUCCGUAAGAGAACAGAGAGAGAACGUCUUUCACUUGUGACAAACGCAAAAGGUGAAGUUGUGGAGAGUUUGUUGCCCGUUUUGGAUAAUUUCGAACGAGCUAAAGCCCAAAUUAAAAUCGAAAACGAAGGAGAGGAGAAGAUCAAUAACAGUUAUCAGAGCAUAUCCAAACAGUUUGCAGAAAUUCUUGGAUCACUUGGUGUUGUUCCUGUGGAGACUGUGGGGAAACCAUUCGAUCCCAUGCUACAUGAAGCUAUAAUGCGCGAAGACUCGACAGAAUACGAAGACGGCAUUAUUAUCGAACAAUACAGAAAGGGUUUCCAACUUGGUGACAGACUUUUGCGACCAUCAAUGGUGAAGGUUUCAGCUGGGCCGGGACCCACUAAACCGGAAGGUGGGGCCCAAUCAGUAGUUCAAGAGGAAGUCGGUGAAGCCAGUGUGGAGGAGGACGCGUCUGAAAACGCACUGACUGAGGAAUAAUUAAUUUCCUGGUACAAAAUUCAAUUUUUCGAUAUUUGAAACACCUAUUGAAGUAAUUUAUUAUUUAGAAAUAGCUUUUUGUGGGCUUUAUUCGGUUAAUUGAGAAGAUAAAUUUCACUUCACAGUUCACACACUUGUUUUGCUGUUCUCGAUCUACUAGUUUAAGAGGUAAUAUGUACUGAUAAACCUUAGAAUCUGAACUGUUGUUCUAAAGUGAAAGAAGGGUUUCGUUUGUUCACUAUA
Molecule: messenger RNA, 1369 nt
Organism: Erythranthe guttata (spotted monkey flower)
Lineage: Eukaryota; Viridiplantae; Streptophyta; Magnoliopsida; Lamiales; Phrymaceae
Product: Co-chaperone GrpE family protein
Biological process (GO): protein folding
Cellular component (GO): chloroplast
Molecular function (GO): adenyl-nucleotide exchange factor activity; protein-folding chaperone binding; protein homodimerization activity
Source: RefSeq, a predicted model, not a curated record